Molecule: messenger RNA, 889 nt
Organism: Empidonax traillii (willow flycatcher)
Lineage: Eukaryota; Metazoa; Chordata; Aves; Passeriformes; Tyrannidae
Product: T-cell surface glycoprotein CD8 alpha chain-like
Source: RefSeq, a predicted model, not a curated record
AUGCCGAGCACCGUCUCUUUACCCAAGAGGGUCCCAAUGACAUCACAUCCUCCCCAAAGAGCGACACAGCCUUCCAGAUCAAGAGAGAAACAUCGUCUCAGCUGCGCUGCACCUUCUCCAAGGAGACACCUCCAGCAGAAGAUGGACGGGUCUCCUGCCCUGCUCCUCCUGCUCGCUCUGGGACUCUGCUGCCCUGGGAUCCGUGGCCAGAUGUAUGAGAUGAAGGUCAGGUUUCGUGACAGCAUCACCCAACUCCGGGUGGGACAGCGGCUGGAACUGGAGUGUCAGACGGACAGGGAUAGUGGAGCAUUCUGGAUCCGCCAGGACAGGAGUGGGACCCUUCACUUCAUUGUCUUCAUCUCUUCCCUGUCCCGAGUCACCUUUGAGGGGAAUCAGAGAACAUCCACACGCUUCGAGGCCGGCAGACACAACAGGUUCUAUUGGUUGGUAGUGAAGUCUUUCACACAGCAGGACGAGGGGAUUUAUUUCUGCCUCAUGAACAUCAACCAAAUGCUGUACUUCAGCAAUGGCCAGCCUGCCUUCUUCCCAGUCCCCACCACAGUGGCACCCACCACUACAAGACCCACCACCCGGCAUGACAUCACCAAAAAGGAGCCCUUCCUGGAGACACCAGACCCAGAGACCAGCAGGAACAAGCUGAAUUUCUUCUGUGAUAUUGUCAUCUGGGUUCCCUUGGCAGGCACCUGCCUCCUGCUCCUCAUUGCCCUGGCCAUCACCGUCGUGCUCUGUCAACGAACCAGAAGACGAAGAUGCAGAUGUAAAAGGCCUGUGCAGGGGAAGCCCCACACCAAACCCGGCACAACAAACUGACACGUUGCAGCAUCCACACCUUUGGGCUUCUGGAUCAUCUCCCGGGAGCUGUCAGCAC